AUGGCCGGAUCGCAACAAGACGAAAUGAACUUGCAGGAGAUUGAAGAUGAGAUCAUCGUAGAAGAAGCAGUCCAAGAAAUAAUUGACUACAUUGUCGAAAAUGAUGUGACCUCAGACACUGAUGAGGAAUCAACAACCACCUGUAAUGUAUCGGGUCAGUGUAGUAUCAAUUUCGGUUUUAACACAUAUUACACAUAUUAUAAUCAUACACCGAAUAUUAUUGUGGAACAAUUAGUAGUGAUCCUAGAAGUCUGUGACCGUACCCAACUCUCUCUCUCUCUCGGUAACCGUCAACCGAUACGUACACAGUCCGUCCCGAGAACCGCCGGCAUCUUUUGCCGUUAG
Molecule: messenger RNA, 345 nt
Organism: Macrosiphum euphorbiae (potato aphid)
Lineage: Eukaryota; Metazoa; Arthropoda; Insecta; Hemiptera; Aphididae
Source: the annotation of a GenBank genome assembly